This is a messenger RNA of Syngnathus acus (greater pipefish), 2647 nucleotides long. RefSeq names its product TBK1 binding protein 1 (gene tbkbp1). Lineage: Eukaryota; Metazoa; Chordata; Actinopteri; Syngnathiformes; Syngnathidae. Gene Ontology annotation, cellular component: cytoplasm. Bases 300 to 2180 code for a protein of 626 amino acids. The transcript has 11 exons. The record is from RefSeq and is a predicted model, not a curated record. Gene Ontology annotation, biological process: canonical NF-kappaB signal transduction.
UGCUAUUCGGGCGACAUCAUCAGCAUCAUCAGCAUCCUCCUCCUCCUCCUCCUCAUCCUCAUCCUCAUCCACAGAGCGCGAUGUGAGGCUGAGUCGCGCCGCACACGAGCGACUACAGGCGGCGUGCUUGUGCUUGGCUCUACGGUCGCUUCCAUUCUGCCACUCCGGAGAGCGAAGAGGAGAAAGAGGAGGAGGAGGAAAGAGCGCCUUUUCUCGCGCCUACGUGCCCGCUUGGCGCACGCCGCACCCGGCCAUGGCCCUGACAGCGGAUCGGUCCGCGACAUCAGAGCGUUGAGGACAUGCAGUCUCUGUUCGGCGGCGGCGAGCUGGGCCUGCUGGGCGGGGCCGGCAACAGCGGCGGCGCCGGCCUGAAGGAAGACGGCUGCGGCGGUGUGGGAUGGCGCUCGCCACCCCUCAGCUCCGACAACGUCUACUCACCCUCACACUUUGCCCUGAUCGCCGCCUACCAGGACAUCAAGAGCCGGCUCGGCGGCCUAGAGCGCGAGAACAGCAGCAUCAAGAGGAAGCUGAAGCUCUACGAGAUUAAGUUCCCUAUGAUCAGCGAGUUUGCCGAAGACGCCAAUUCGUACUGCUCCUUUGAGAGCAAAGAGACGGCGUUGCUGCACUCGGAGAACGACAAUCUGCAGCAGAGGGUCAACAUCCUCACGCAUGAGUUGCAGAAGAGGAAGGAGCGCGAGGAGCAGCUGGAGGAUGUGAUUCAAGCCUAUGAGAAGAUCCACAUGGAGAAGAGCAACCUCCAGAGGGACCUGGACAAGAUGACGGGUUUGGUGGAGAAGCACGUGGAGCGCAUCCUGGGCCUGGAGGCGGUGCUCCGGCAACGAGACAAUUCUGUGCAUAAGCUCAACUUGCAGCUGCACAGCAAAGACAUGCAGUACCUGCAGCUGCAUGCAGGGCCCGACGCGCACAUGCUGGACUGCCCAGCCAUGACGCUGCAGAGCUCGCGCAGCCUGGACACGCUGUCCGACCUGAAGGUGCAGCGGCUGGAGGCCGAGCUGGAGGGGGCGCGGCACGAGGUGCAGGGGGCGUGCCAGCGAGAGGAGGAGCUCAAGGCGCAGUGUCAGCGCCUCAAGGAGGACGUGAGGCAGCUUCAGGGCGGCCAACGGGACAGGGAGAUGUCGUCGCCGUGCAAGCAGUGCGACGUGGAGUGGAUCAAGAAGGUGGGAGAUGAGCAGGUCAACCUGGCGCUGGCCUACACGGAGCUGACGGAGGAGCUGAGCCGCCUGCGAGCGCUGAGCUCCAAGCAGAUGGAGAUCCUGAGGAAAGCCUCGCAAGAGCAACACAGUCCGGUCCAGCUGCACUCUCCCAUCCACCACCAGCGCCACUCGCCCGGAUCGCAGCGCCACUCGCCCAUCUCUCAGCGCCACUCGCCGGUGGCGCCGCAGCCGCCCGCGCACCACUCGCCCAUCCAGCAGCGGCGCUCGCCCGUGCUACAGCGCCUCUCGCCCGACACGCACCGCCGCUCGCCUCUGCUAGACGUGGGCGAGGCGGGCCCGGCCUCGUACUCGUGCCGCCCGGCCAGCCAGCACCUCCGCGCCAGCUUCCAGGGCCGCCGCAGCUACUCGGAAGUGACCGACCCAUCGGCCUACCAGUGCCCGCCGCGCUUCUCCCUGGACCCCGUGUCCACGCUGCCUAAGCCCCGCCCCUUCAUGGAGGCCUACUCCAAGCAGACGUCCCAGCACUCGCAGCACAGAGGGGCGCCGUCGCCCCACCAGGGUGGCGGCGGAGGAGACCACCCCAGGGAGAUGCCCUUUCCCCUGCGCUUUGAGCCGCCGCCACCGCCCUCCGCGCAGGCCGCGCCGCCGCCCCCACCACCGCAGUCCUCCGAAGAUGAGGAGGAGUGGACCUGCCCGCAUCCCAUCAGCCCGCCCAGGACGCUGGGCGUGCUCCCCGCUGCCGUGCCCGGAGGCCCUAUGAGGGGUUCGGCGCCCUGCUCGGCCUUCCCUGCCCCUCGGUGCCCCAACGCCCCGGGCUGCCACCCCCAGCCCGGCUACAUAUCGGCCGAGCACGCUCAGUCGUGGCCCUCCAUCAAUCUCUGGAUGGAGACGGAGGAGAGCGAGGUGCGGAGCUGCCCGCUGUGCCAGCUGAUGUUCCCCGUCGGUUACCCUGACGACGCCCUCAUCAAGCACAUUGACUCCCACCUAGAGAACAGCAAGAUCUGAUCGCCAUGGCGACCGGAGGACCAAUGUGAGAGGGACUACUUUGUUGCCAUGCGCGUCGCAGACUGAUGACAUCACAACUGAUGAUACGAGCAGAAGAUUUGAGUCCCGAUGUUGUCAUACUGGCGUAAAAACAUUAAAAUUGUUAUUCAUGAUUUAAUAAUUGGGAAAAAAAACACGCUGAUAAACUACAAAUAAGCAUCUUCCACCCAAAAUCUUUUUUUUUUUUUCUUUUCUCACGUUGACUCAGGAGAACUAUAACAAGAAUGCCAAGCAGAGGAACAAUUCAUGCUUGUCCACCAUGUUUGCCCCACUCAGGAGACAAAAAGGCUUUUACUGAUUGUGAUGUUGUUUUGCAACACGACACAAUGCUGCCAGUGGAGACGUAACGAGACAUCUCGAUGUCACCUUUUUUUUUUUUUCCUGUAUCUGUAAAUAGUCCAACCAAAUAAACUUGCACUGAAACUCGC